This is a messenger RNA of Anopheles coustani, 1739 nucleotides long. RefSeq names its product prolargin-like. Gene Ontology annotation, molecular function: protein binding. The record is from RefSeq and is a predicted model, not a curated record. NCBI's taxonomy places the organism in Eukaryota, Metazoa, Arthropoda, Insecta, Diptera, Culicidae. The coding region runs from base 1 to 1554 and encodes 517 amino acids. The transcript has 2 exons.
AUGUUUCGCUGCUGGUCACUGGCGCUGGUCUUGGGCACGCUGUUGCUGGCGUACGCCGAGGAUAAUGAAUUCGUGGACGUGUGCUUCGCGCACGAGGGCGAGAAACCGCCGCACUGUGAGUUUAUCGAUUUCGACGACGUGUUCCAGACGUCGAGCACGGACAUCAAGUUCAAUUGGAGCUUCAUUACGAAGCUGACGAUCAGCAACAAAAAGAUCAUCGGCGUGCCGACGAAGAUGUUCGCCUCGCUGCCGAACCUAGAGAGUUUCAUCGUGCUGAACAGUUUGUUCUACCGUGAAAUUGACCCGAACAGCUUCCUCGACUGCAACAAGCUGAACCACAUCGAAAUCACGGGCACCAAUAUUACGCUGCUGGAUUCACACAUGUUUCCCAAAACGCCCAAGCUGCAGUAUCUGCUGUUUCACCAUAACCAAAUUGCCGAGAUCAAGCACGAUGCGUUCGAGUUUCUGGGUGAGCUGGAGGAGCUCAAUCUGUCGUACAAUAAUCUGACCCGACUUCCGAGCGGAGUGUUCCAUAAGCUGCGCAAGCUAAAAACGCUUGACCUGAACCACAACAGCCUAGUGCUGCUCAGCUUCGACAGCUGGUUCCCUCCAGACGGUGUAGUCGCGAUGACGUAUCUCGAUGCAUCAUACAACCAGCUGGUCGAUAUGGCCUGGACGGAGAUAACUGUGCGCAAGGUGAACCUAAAGUACAACAACCUCACGAGCCUCACCAUCAACGGCAACUGUAGCGAGUUUCACGCUUCCCACAAUGCGAUCGACACGGUGACCAUCGGUCGGAAUUGCAGUCUGGAGAAGCUCUCCCUGGCACACAAUCGCAUCCAGGGAUCGGACUGGCUGCAGCGGUGCUCCGAGACGCUACGAUCGCUUGACAUCUCGCAUAAUCUGCAGCAGAAAGGAACGGACUUUCUAAACCUCAAGCAGAUUACCGCACUCAAUAUCGAGUGUACCAAUAUCAGCCUAAACUACAAGACUCUGCAUGAUCUGCGUAAGCUGCGCUUUCUGGACAUCUCGUACAACAACCUCAAGCGUAUCGACCUGGAGAACCUUACAUCGCAGCGGCUGCUCGAGCGGCUCAUGAUCAGCGGCAAUCCGAUCGCAAACAUUUCGAUCAAUGCGAUCAAGCGCAACUUUCCCAACCUAAAGUCGCUCGGCAUCUACGAUCUGCCAUGGAACUCUACCUCACUGUCGAUCGCGAUCGAUGAUCUGAAGAAGCACGACAUCCAGCCAUACAUCCGCAGCGACUACCUUUUCGACGAGUCCAAAUGUCCGCUCAAGGUGACGCCCUCGUUCGGCAACGACACGGACCACGACACCAGCGAUGCCGAGCACAGCAAAGACAGGCGUGAACAAGUCGUCGGUGGCGAUAAGACGUUCGAGUAUGUCGUCAUUGCGUUGCUGCUGCUGGCGGUGUGUGGCCUUUUGGCAAAGUUGUUUGUCGACAGCCGGUAUUUCCCGGCGCUGUUCAAAGAGCGCAUGCAGAGACGGACGUCCAUCUCGCACGAGAGUUUGGUGUCGUGUGAUUUGAAUGGCUAGCCGAGAGUCAUAGCCCGCGAAGAAGAAAACAUAGGCAAAUGCUAGCAUUAGGAAUUUAGGCUGCACAUCGCGUUCCGGCAUACGGUUUAUGAAGCAUAUGGAAUCGAAUAGCAAAGAGUAACGUAACAACUGCGCAGCAUUUGCUACAUUGUGACUCAUAGAUAAUCAACAUAGACUUAAAGUUA